AUGUACGAAAUAACUUUGCCUGGUGACAUUCGCUCGGAUGAGGAACAGUUCCAGUGGCUUGACCUUCUACAUGGUUGCCUCCAAGAAGGUGACAUAGCGUUAGCAACUAAUGAUCUGAAGAACAUAUGCAAGAAUCCAAGGUGUAAGUCGCUCUAUGAGAAAACCAAGAAAGAGGCAAGACGUGAGGUUGAGCGACUACAGAGUGAAAAGAAGGACGAAAGAGCAAGGGCUGGGAAAGAGAAGCGCUCACUGGCAGCAGAAUUGACGAAGAAACUCGAGUCUAAGCAACAGCAUGUAGAAACUUUGGCAGAAACCGUAGGGGAGAAAGAGCGUAAUGAGACGACUCUAAGACAGCAAGUGGAAGAAUUAAAGCAAGCAAGAGAGGGAGACAGAGCAAGAGCUGAGAAAGAGAAGCGCUCACUGGCAGCAGAAAUGACGAAUAUUGUACAGGAGAAAGAGCGAAAUGAGACGACUCUAAGACAGCAAGUUGAAGAAUUAACGAAAGGACGAGAGGGAGACAGAGCAAGAAGUGAGAAAGAGAAGCGCUCAAUGACAGCAGAAAUGACGAAUAUUGUACAGGAGAAAGAGCGGAACGAGACGACUCUAAAACGACACGUUGCAGAAUUAACGAAAGGACGAGAGGAAGACAGAGCAAGAGGUGAGAAAGAGAAGCGCUCAAUGACAGCAGAAAUGACGAAUAUUGUACAGGAGAAAGAGCGGAACGAGACGACUCUAAAACGACACGUUGCAGAAUUAACGAAAGGACGAGAGGAAGACAGAGCAAGAGGUGAGAAAGAGAAGCGCUCACUAGCAGCAGAAAUGACGAAGAAACUCGAGUCUAAGCAACAGCAUGUAGAAACUUUGACAGAAACUGUAGGGGAGAAAGAGCAAAUUGAGACGACUCUAAGACAGCAAGUUGAAGAAUUAACGAAAGGACGAGAGGAAGACAGAACAAGAGGUGAGAAAGAGAAGCGCUCAUUGGCAGCAGAAAUGACGAAGAAACUCGAAUUUAAGCAACAAGGUGUAGACACUUUGACAGAAAUUGUACAGAAGAAAGAGCGAAACGUGACGACUCUAAGACAGCAAGUUGAAGAAUUAACGGAAGGAAGAGAGGGAGACAGAGCAAGAAGUGAGAAAGAGAAGCGCUCAAUGGCAACAGAAAUGACGAAGAAACUUGAGUCUAAGCAACAACGUAUAGACACUUUAACAGAAACCCUAGGGGAGAAAGAGCAGAAUGAGACGACACUAAGACAGCAAGUUGAAGAAUUAACGAAAGGACGAGAGGAAGACAGAGCAAGGGCUGUGAAAGAGAAGCGCUCACUGGCAGCGGAAAUGACGAAGAAACUCGAGUCUAAGCGACAGCAUGUAGAAACUUUGACAGAUAUCGUAGUGGAAAAGGGGGGAAAUGAGACGAUUCUAAAACAGCAAAUCGAAGAGUUAAAGAAAGGAAGAGAGGGAGACAGAGCGCGAUUUGAGAAGGAAAAACAGGAGCUUGAGUCUAAGGAAAAGUUUAUGGAGCAACUUGAGCGUGAGAACUGGAUGCUGAGAUCCAAGAUUCAACUAGAAAGUGAGAUACGAUCAGCAGAGCAGAAGGUGGUGACCUCCGGAAAACAAGCUCAAGGUGGCACAUCAUCAUCUGAGGAUAAUUCAACCGCAGGAAUGGGAAGCAGAGAUACUUUACAAGCAGGAGAGGAGCCCCCAGACGAUGAGUUUGCAAACAUCUCACAGAAGAUAGCUGACGACCUUUCCGACGAAGCCAAGAUUGAAAGCCUUGGUGGUCAUCUGGGAAUCAUACAGGGUGAUAUACAGAGAGCGCUCAAGACCAAUAUGAGGUUUACACAAGUUACCAGUGAUGGAACUCGUCAUAUGCUGAGACAAUGGAGAAGAAGUGUGUCCAGGGAAGACGAACGGAUGGAGCUCAGGAAGGCACUCCAUGCUGCCAAGUUGGUCAACAUUGCAGACCUGUAUCUCAGCAAAGGAGACAUGACUUCCAAGAACCAGGAGGACUUGACAGAUGGAAGUAAGGGUCAACAUCCUGACCAAUCACCGGAGCGCAGUACAGAUAACUUGGUUGCUUUUGACGUGACUUCUGAAGACGUGGCCUCUAAAUAA
Strongylocentrotus purpuratus (purple sea urchin) is the source of this 2112-nucleotide messenger RNA. Its product is annotated as calponin homology domain-containing protein DDB_G0272472-like. Gene Ontology annotation, cellular component: BRCA1-BARD1 complex. Gene Ontology annotation, biological process: protein ubiquitination. The record is from RefSeq and is a predicted model, not a curated record. The coding region runs from base 1 to 2112 and encodes 703 amino acids. The transcript has 4 exons. NCBI's taxonomy places the organism in Eukaryota, Metazoa, Echinodermata, Echinoidea, Camarodonta, Strongylocentrotidae.